Molecule: messenger RNA, 2595 nt
Organism: Acyrthosiphon pisum (pea aphid)
Lineage: Eukaryota; Metazoa; Arthropoda; Insecta; Hemiptera; Aphididae
Exons: 1
Coding region: 263-2377 (704 amino acids)
Source: RefSeq, a predicted model, not a curated record
UGUGUAUCUUAAACCGUGAUUACCAGUAAAUAUAUCCCAGAUUAUAUAAUCUGUGGUAAUUUUUGUAUGGACGACAUAGAAGUAUAGAAUUGUUAUUUGUUAGUAUAAUAGUAUCAUCGUUUAAUCGUUAAUUAUUCUUAAAGGUUUUAAGUGACCAUUUCAAGUUUUCCGGUGUUUGUACGUGUAUCAAUGUAAUUAUAACAUCUUGACGAAUAUAGACACUCUACUGUACCUUCAUUUACAGUACAGGCGGACUCCUACGAUGGACGACGAGAGAACGUAUGAAUUACCUAGCUUGUUGAAAACGGCAUACUACGCUUGUAACAAGUUCGAGCGUGACAAGUACGACCUACAGGAUGUACCGGAUGUCAAUAUGCGAUAUUGUUGCGAGUCGCUGUUCGAAAUAUUUAAAAUCGACAAAAACCGAAACACGGGCAACGAUAGGCGAACCAUGUUCAGCAGGUCGCUGAUCGCCAUCAACGACAAGAGGUUUAAAACCAUAUGCGAGGAGGCAGCGUUUCACGGCCACAUCAAUUGCCUGAAACUCGCUCAUGAAAUCGGCGUUCCUUGGGAUGAUAAGGUAUGCGACCGCGCUGCGAUAUCGGGGUAUUUAGAGUGUCUACAGUACGCCAGGGAAAACGGGUGCCCGUGGAACGCGAACACGUGCAGCAAUGCUGCGUUGAACGGUCACAUGGACUGCCUGAUUUACGCACGGGAAAAUGGGUGCCCGUGGAAUAAGGAAACAUGCAGAAACGCUGCGUUGAACGGUCACAUAAACUGCUUGAUAUACGCACGGGAAAACGGUUGCACUUGGAGCGUGGACACGUGCAGCAAUGCUGCAUUGAACGGUCACUUGGACUGCAUAGUAUACGCAAGAGAAAACGGGUGCUCUUGGGACGAGUGGACGUGCAGAAACUCCGCGUUGAAUGGUCAUAAGAACUGCCUUGUUUACGCCCGAGAAAACGGAUGCCCGUGGAACGUGGAAACGUGCAACAAUGCUGCGUUGAACGGUCACAUGGACUGCUUGGUGUACGCUCGGGAAAACGGGUGCCCUUGGAAUGAGCAGACGUGUAGCAACGCCGCAUUGAAUGGUCACAUAAACUGCCUAGUCUACGCCCGGGAAAACAGAUGCCCCAUGAACGAGGACACGUGUAGUCAAGCUGCGUUGAACGGUCACAUGGACUGCUUAGUAUACGCACGGGAAAACGGGUGUCCUUGGGACGUGUACACCUCAAGCAGCGCUGCGUUAAACGGUCACAUGGACUGCCUGGUUUACGCCCGGAAAAAUGGGUGCCCGUGGGCCGUGGAUACUUGCAGUAAUGCUGCGUUGAACGGUCGCAUAGACUUCCUAGUAUACGCGCGGGAAAAUGGGUGCCCCUGGGACGAGUUGACGUGCAGCAACGCCGCAUUGAAUGGUCACAAGGAAUGCCUAGUCUACGCACGGGAAUACGGGUGCCCUUGGAAUGAGCAGACGUGUAGCAACGCUGCGUUGAACGGUCACAUGGACUGCUUAGUAUACGCACGGGAAAACGGGUGUCCUUGGGACGUGUACACCUCAAGCAGCGCUGCGUUAAACGGUCACAUGGACUGCCUGGUUUACGCCCAGAAAAACGGGUGCCCUUGGAACGUGGACACUUGCAGCAACGCUGCGUUGAACGGUCGCAUAGACUUCCUAGUAUAUGCGCGGGAAAAUGGGUGCCCCUGGGACGAGUUGACGUGCAGCAACGCCGCAUUGAAUGGCCACAUAGACUGUCUAGUCUACGCACGGGAAAACGGGUGCCUUUGGAACCAGCGGACUUGCAGCAACGCCGCAUCGAAAGGUCACAUGGACUGCCUAGUCUACGCCCGGGUGAACGGGUGCCCGUGGACCCUGGAUACGUGCCGCAGCGCCACGUUCAACGGUCACAAGGACUGCCUGGUUUACGCCCGGGAAAACGGGUGCCCGUGGGACACUGACACGUGCCGUGCCGCCGCGUUGUACGGCCACAAGGAAUGCCUGGUUUACGCACGGGAAAACGGGUGUCCUUGGAACGAGCAGACAUGCAGCAACGCCGCGUUGAAAGGUCACAUGGACUGCCUGAUUUACGCACGGGAAAACGGGUGCCCAUGGGACGUGGACACUUGCAGCAACGCAGCCUUAAAAGGUCACAUGGACUGCCUGAUUUACGCUCGAGAAAACGGGUGCCCGUGGGACGUGGAAACUUGCAGCAACGCUGCUAUGAACGGCCAAAAGGACUGCCUGAUUUACGCACGGAAAAACGGGUGCCCUUGGGACGAGUGGACGUGGGGCCACGCCGAGUUGUUUGCUCACAUUGACUGCCUUGUUUACGCACAAGAAAACGGGUGCCCCAUGGCCUACCCAGAUUUUGACGACUAGAACUCAAGUAAUAUUUUUAUACAUGUGACCCAUUAAUUUUCUUUUUAUUGGAUGUAUUUAUGUUACGAGUUCUUGGCGUUGGCUAUAUAUCAAUACAUUGUACAGGUAUAUUGUUAAGUAGUUGUAUACAGCGACUUAUAUAGUGAAUUAUUAAUCAAAUGUCUGAUGCCUAAUUAUUAUAUUUAAUCUUGUAUUAAUAAAAAAAAAUUCAAAAACAA